AUGGCAUCAAGAGUUGGAUCACGACCAGACGGUACAGAUGGAUCAGACUUCUCCCACAGAGAACGGGUAGCCUCCCACUACAAGCAAAGUGCUGAGCUGAAGCCAAAACUAAAUCGCGUUCUCAAGCUACAAAUCCUGUGUGGAACCAUGUGCCUAAUACUUGGAAUCGUUGUUGCUUAUGACUACACCGCUCUGCUAUGCUCUGUCGGCUACCUGAUUGGAUUACCUCUGGCGUACAUGGCCUUACGUUCCAACAGUUACAACUACAUCAACUUGUACGGAUGUUGCUGCUCUCUACUGGGAGUGUUCCCAAUGGGGUAUCUGCUCUACUCUUCUCUGUGGACUGGAGUAGUGGACAAUUAUCGGUACCCAAGACUGGCGGUGGCCGUCACUGUCAUCACUGUCAACACUAUGGGAAUGUACAUUGCCAAGAACCUCAUGAGUGCAUGGACCAUCUCUAGACCUCAAACCAAGAGGCGGUAG
Messenger RNA from Halichondria panicea, 483 nucleotides. Its product is annotated as protein jagunal homolog 1-like. Gene Ontology annotation, biological process: vesicle-mediated transport; endoplasmic reticulum organization. Gene Ontology annotation, cellular component: endoplasmic reticulum membrane. NCBI's taxonomy places the organism in Eukaryota, Metazoa, Porifera, Demospongiae, Suberitida, Halichondriidae. The transcript has a single exon. The record is from RefSeq and is a predicted model, not a curated record. The coding region runs from base 1 to 483 and encodes 160 amino acids.